AGAGAGACAAGAACGCUUCCAAAAUUUGGAAUGUGAUGGAACCUCCCCGAAUGCUCCACACUCACUCCAACUCUCUUCUUUUUCUCUUUUAAUUCUUCUUUUCUUCUCCUCACUGCGCAAGCAACGUUAAAGUUCUCAGCUUCUUUAAUCAAUUAAUUCUCUCACUCUUCACUCUUCAUUUCAGCUGCUACUAACUGCUAACCAACACUAUCUUUUUUUUCUACCCAUGGCUUCUACGACGUCGUUUCCGGGUCUCUCUUCACUUUCCCACUCUGUUCCAAUUUCAUGCAGCAGGAACCACCGUGCUCUUCUUUCUAAUCCUCGCUACUCCUCCCUUGCUUUCCCUUCAAAGCCCUUCAACUUCCUGAGAUCGCUUCCCAUCACCAAAAGGAACCAUUUUGCAAAUGGGUUUCGGACAACAACUCAUAGCAAUCCCCAACGUUUCUCUGUUCGCUGUGAAGCUUCAAGUGGAAGGAUUACGCAGCAAGAGUUCACCGAAAUGGCGUGGCAGGCGAUAGUUUCCUCGCCGGAGGUGGCGAAGGAGAACAAGCAUCAGAUUGUGGAGACUGAGCACUUGAUGAAGGCUUUGUUGGAGCAAAAGAAUGGUCUUGCUCGCAGGAUUUUUUCCAAGGCUGGAGUUGAUAACACUCGGCUUCUAGAAGCUACUGACAAGUACAUUCAGAGGCAACCCAAGGUUCUAGGGGAAUCAGCUGGUUCAAUGUUGGGGCGUGAUUUGGAGGCAUUGAUUCAGAGAGCCAGGGACUACAAGAAAGAAUAUGGGGAUUCAUUUGUUUCAGUUGAACACUUCCUUCUUGGUUUUACCCAAGAUCAACGUUUCGGGAAGCAGUUAUUUAGAGAUUUCCAAAUAUCGCAGCAGACGCUAAAAUCUGCAAUAGAGUCUGUUAGGGGACGCCAGUCAGUUAUUGACCAAGAUCCGGAGGGGAAGUAUGAAGCCUUGGAAAAAUAUGGGAAAGAUUUGACAGCAAUGGCUAAAGCGGGAAAACUUGACCCAGUCAUAGGAAGAGAUGACGAAAUACGUCGGUGCAUCCAGAUUCUCUCCAGGAGGACAAAGAACAAUCCUGUGCUAAUUGGUGAGCCUGGUGUAGGAAAGACUGCAAUUUCUGAAGGGCUUGCUCAGAGAAUUGUGCAAGGAGAUGUUCCUCAGGCUUUAAUGAACCGUAGGCUUAUAUCACUUGAUAUGGGUGCACUUAUUGCUGGAGCAAAGUACCGGGGAGAAUUUGAGGACAGGCUAAAAGCUGUCCUUAAAGAAGUAACAGAAUCUGAGGGUCAGACAAUCCUUUUUAUUGAUGAGAUCCACACAGUUGUUGGGGCAGGUGCCACAAAUGGUGCUAUGGAUGCUGGUAAUCUUUUAAAGCCUAUGCUUGGUCGGGGAGAGCUGCGUUGUAUUGGCGCUACAACAUUAGAUGAGUAUCGCAAGUAUAUUGAGAAGGACCCACCAACCUACAGUUGAAGAUACUAUUUCAAUACUGAGGGGGCUGCGGGAAAGGUAUGAGCUUCAUCAUGGGGUCCGAAUUUCGGACAGUGCACUUGUGGAAGCUGCAAUUCUCUCAGAUCGAUAUAUCAGUGGAAGAUUUUUGCCUGACAAAGCUAUUGAUCUGGUUGAUGAAGCCGCUGCCAAACUGAAAAUGGAAAUUACUUCUAAACCUACUGCACUUGACGAGAUCAACCGGUCAGUCUUGAAACUAGAGAUGGAGCGACUCUCUCUAACAAAUGAUACAGAUAAGGCCUCAAGAGACAGGCUAAAUCGUCUCGAGACAGAGCUCUCUCUUUUGAAAGAGAAACAGGCUGAGCUCACUGAACAGUGGGAGCAUGAAAAGUCAGUAAUGACUCGAAUUCAAUCAAUCAAAGAAGAGAUAGACAGGGUGAAUCUUGAGAUCCAACAGGCUGAGAGGGAGUAUGAUCUUAACCGUGCUGCUGAAUUAAAGUAUGGCAGUCUGAACUCCUUGCAACGGCAACUGGAAACUGCAGAGAAGGAGUUGGAUGAAUACAUGAGCUCCGGCCAGUCUAUGCUGAGGGAGGAAGUUACAGGAAAUGAUAUUGCCGAAAUUGUAAGCAAGUGGACAGGUAUACCUGUUUCAAAACUACAACAAUCAGAGAGGGAGAAGUUGUUGUAUUUGGAAGAUGUGCUCCAUAAGCGUGUGGUCGGUCAAGACCCUGCUGUUAGGGCAGUAGCCGAGGCAAUCCAACGGUCAAGAGCAGGUCUUUCGGAUCCUCAUCGUCCAAUUGCUAGUUUCAUGUUUAUGGGACCAACGGGUGUGGGAAAGACAGAACUGGCUAAGGCACUUGCUUCCUACUUGUUCAACACAGAAGAAGCACUUGUAAGAAUCGAUAUGAGUGAGUACAUGGAAAAGCAUGCAGUUUCAAGAUUGAUUGGAGCUCCACCUGGAUAUGUUGGGUAUGAAGAGGGAGGUCAACUUACUGAGACGGUUCGCCGCAGACCUUAUGCUGUUAUUCUGUUUGACGAGAUCGAGAAGGCACAUGCGGAUGUUUUCAAUGUAUUCCUUCAAAUCUUGGAUGAUGGAAGAGUGACCGACUCGCAGGGCCGCACAGUGAGUUUUACUAACACAGUUAUCAUUAUGACCUCGAAUGUUGGAUCCCAAUACAUAAUCAACACUGAUGAUGAGACCGAGUCGAAAGAAUCAACUUAUGAAACCAUAAAGCAGCGCGUACUGGACGCAGCAAGAGCUGUUUUCCGCCCAGAGUUCAUGAACAGAGUUGAUGAGUAUAUUGUUUUCCAGCCUCUAGAUCGUGAACAAAUUAGUAGCAUUGUGAGGUUACAGUUGGAGCGCGUGCAGAAGAGAAUUUCGGACAAGAAGAUGAAAAUCAAGGUGACAGAUGCUGCUAUUGAACUUCUUGGAAGUCUAGGGUAUGAUCCAAACUAUGGUGCAAGGCCAGUAAAGCGAGUGAUUCAGCAGAAUGUAGAGAAUGAACUUGCCAAGGGCAUUCUUAGAGGAGAAUUCAAGGAUGAAGACACAAUCUUAAUAGACACAGAGGUCACAGCAUUUUCCAACGGCCAACUUCCCCAACAAAAGCUUACUUUUAGGAAGAUUGAACCUGAUUCAGCAGAACCUUCCACUCAAGACAGCUUGGAACCUUUUCCACAGACAUCUUGAAAGGCUUUAUAGUUCCUUAUUGCAUCACAUGCUAAGUGUCAUAAAUUUGAGUGUAUAUUGGUUUUGUUAAACCGAUUGAAUAAUGAUCCUGGUAUAGUUUGCAUCAAAUAUAUAGUAACAAAAUUGCUUAGUGACCAAUGAUCAAUACAAAUACAACACUUCAUAAUUCA
This is a messenger RNA of Arachis ipaensis, 3304 nucleotides long. RefSeq names its product casein lytic proteinase B3 (gene CLPB3). NCBI's taxonomy places the organism in Eukaryota, Viridiplantae, Streptophyta, Magnoliopsida, Fabales, Fabaceae. Gene Ontology annotation, biological process: cellular response to heat; protein refolding. Gene Ontology annotation, cellular component: cytoplasm. The record is from RefSeq and is a predicted model, not a curated record. Gene Ontology annotation, molecular function: ATP binding; ATP hydrolysis activity.